AUGGACAAGUAUCGCGAGACUGCGACCUUGCUGCUUAACCACCUGCAUGUAUACCUAGAGUCAGUCCACCUUGCCACCAUAGUGUCAUAUGUAGCCCUCUCUACAUUUUUAUUAUUUUUAUUCCGCACUAUCCGUUGCAACUAUCUGCUCAGACAUUCCAAAAAACAAGCAAGUAAUCACUCGACUCAAUUCGGACUUGGACAUGAACCUGUCAAUCAACCGAUUCACUACGCUGCCGAGUUGGAUUAUAAUCAAGAUAUGCCAAAUCAAAAUAGUAACAGCUUGAAACUAAAGAAAUUCCAAAAUAAUCGAGCUAAGCUGGCCAUACAAGACUCGGGUGUGGGAUUUUUGGAAGGCAUAGGGUCUGAUGAUGGUUUAUCUCGAAAGGUGGAUGCACUUUCAACAAGAAUUGGAGCAAUCGAAGCGUGGAUGCAAGAUAUUCAACGCCAGCUUUCGUCAAUCGUACCUAUUUCUAAUCAUCAAUCUGGAUUCUCUAGUACGCAUAAUCAUGACAUUCAUGAGACUUUGGUAGUUGCACCGCCUCCACCACCACCACCUCCUCCUCCAAUGAAUUUGAAUCACUCUAAUAAACUCGUCAUCGUUCGAUCAGAAAAAACGCAAGAAGAAACCAAACCAACAAUGAGCCAAGUUCUCAAAGAACUAUCAUCUCUCAAAGUCAAAGUAGGCAGUCUUAUCAACUCACCUCGAAGCACCUACUUGACAAAACGAACACAUGGAGAUCAACCCAAGCCUCCAUCUCGUCUGUCUAUUGUGCAAGAAAACCCAUUUUUAACUUCGACUGGACCACAACAAUUGAAUCAUGUCCUUACAUCAAAUGAAAAUUCAGCAUAUCAAGGAAACAGGGCUCCUGUAUCUUUGGCAGAUGCACCUCAGUACUUGGCACGGGAGAUUCAAGCCAUUAGACUAAAAAAGACAGAUAUUCCUCGAUCACCAGGCGGCACGACAAUAUUGCCUCUACGCAGAAGUAGACGACACGGUGGAUUACAUCCAGAUUCAAUCGUUCAUUCGCUGCAACAACGGUUUGCUAAUGCGUAUCCAUCUGACAUGGACGGAGCAAGUAUGGAUUCUAGUCCAUUCUCUCCUGAAACCAAAUAA
Molecule: messenger RNA, 1116 nt
Organism: Batrachochytrium dendrobatidis JAM81
Lineage: Eukaryota; Fungi; Chytridiomycota; Chytridiomycetes; Rhizophydiales
Exons: 4
Coding region: 1-1116 (371 amino acids)
Source: RefSeq, a predicted model, not a curated record